Molecule: messenger RNA, 327 nt
Organism: Cadophora gregata
Lineage: Eukaryota; Fungi; Ascomycota; Leotiomycetes; Helotiales; Ploettnerulaceae
Exons: 1
Coding region: 1-327 (108 amino acids)
Source: RefSeq, a predicted model, not a curated record
AUGCCUCCUCCUCCUCCAUCUCCUCCACCAAAGUCCAACUCCUCCCUCACCUCGUCCACCAAACCCGCCUCAUCUCCUACUGCUCUCCCCGCAUCCAAAGACCUUCAUCUUCCAUCUUCCGAUGCAAUAUCACACAUCAUCAAGGCAGACUUAAAUGCAUUCCAUUUGUCAAAUGAGAUGGGAACGCUGUAUAUUCCAUCCCCGAAAAUACAAUCCCAGCGAGACGCAUUUUCGAGCGCAGGAGCUGCUCUGAAUCAGGUCGGGCCAAGUUUCGCAGACUUGUCACAAAGACCGGUAAGAGCCGGUCGGAAUAAGAUAUUGGUGUGA